Messenger RNA from Eupeodes corollae, 1727 nucleotides. RefSeq names its product histone-lysine N-methyltransferase SMYD3 (gene Smyd3). Lineage: Eukaryota; Metazoa; Arthropoda; Insecta; Diptera; Syrphidae. Gene Ontology annotation, cellular component: nucleus. Bases 372 to 1700 code for a protein of 442 amino acids. Gene Ontology annotation, molecular function: protein binding. The transcript is spliced from 7 exons. The record is from RefSeq and is a predicted model, not a curated record.
AUGUUUACCUCGACUCUCUGGGCACAACCACCUCAAUCAUCUACGUAUCAAAAACAACACUUUCAUUCGAAUGCGUUUCUAAAAAUAAUAACAUCGCUAUUUCUUAAUUCUUGUUUUUAUGAUUGACGCCGAGAGUUUCUAUAAAUUUGUUGAUUCAACAACACAAAUAAACCUAAAAUUAAACUCGGCGAACGUCAUCACACCGAAAAGAGGGACUUGCCCCUAAAAUAUAAAUAAAUUCACAAGAACACCACCGAUCAGACUUCUUCUGUGGCAUAAGUAGUGGCAAGCGGAAUCAGUUUUUGCUUGCUAGUUAUCGAAAACGGAGACGGGACGGAUAAACAAAGUUCUCACCUGCACAUUGCACAAAUAUGCAAUCGAAAUCAAAGAAGAAACUUAUCAAGCGAGGUGAUCGCAUCCUAACAGAGAAGCCCUUUGUCUAUGUUCUACAUUCAAAAUAUCGUAAGGAACGGUGUGACAAUUGUUUAGCAAGCGGUAAACUCCUCAAGUGCUCCAACUGCCAAUAUGUGUUCUACUGCAAUCGAGCGUGUCAAAUGCAAUCCUGGAUGAUGCACAAGCACGAGUGUAGUUCCUUAAAGAAAAUAUGCCCUCGUGUUGUGCCAGAUGCAGCUCGAAUUAUUUUUAAAAUUAUCACCAAACUCGCAUCGGGAGGUGAUUUGAUUAAGAGCUACUAUACGGAAACAUCUUUUCGUAGAUUUAAGGACCUCAUGUCACAUUAUGCUGAAUUGAAAAAUGAUCCGAAGAGAGUGGAACAUUUAGAGGCACUGCACUCGGUACUGUGUGAACUAAUGGAGGAUAAAAGUGUGCCAAAUUUUUCAGAACUAAUGGGAAUAUACGGACGAUUGGUAACGAAUGGCUUCAACAUACUUGAUCCCGAAAUGAAUGCCAUUGCAACAGGAAUUUAUUUAGGAGUUUCUGUGACAGAUCAUAGUUGUAAGCCAAAUGCUGUGGCAACAUUUGAAGGGACAGAAUUACACAUUCACGUAACUGAAGACAUGGAAUACCUCGAUUGGUCAAAGAUCUUCAUCAGUUAUAUUGAUCUUCUCAACACUCCCGAACAGAGACGACAAGAACUGAAAGAUAAUUAUUACUUUUUGUGCAUUUGUUCCAAGUGCAUUGAUCCCCAGGAAUCAAUUGAAAUGAACGGUGGUGUAUGUCGAAAUAAAAACUGCAGUGAAAUGGUUGACAUGUCACUAAAUAAUUGUUCUAAGUGCGGAACUGGAAUCAGCCCAAAACAUAGGAAUACAUACAACGAGGUCUUAGCAAUGACGAAGCAUCAUUUGGCUGAUAUGAAAGAUACAACAUACCUUGAUAUUUGUAAGAUGUGCUUACCGAGGCAAAAAGGAGUACUACACCCGCUGAGUCUGUGGCAUGUGAAAACACUUGAUGCCGCUGUAGAAAGUGCUUUUUCAAUGAACAAAUGGAGCGAUGCAUUAGAAUUUGCAACUCAACUUUUACCAGGAUUUAGAAAAUAUUAUGGUCCGUGGAAUCCAUUGUUGGGACUAUUGUAUGUCAAAGUGGCCAAACUUCAAUUGUACGAAGGUUUUUUCAAGGAAGCGCAACACAAUCUAAAGGAAGCCUUUAAAAUUAUAGAAGUUACACAUGGCCGAGAUCAUAGCUUGUACAAGGACACAUUAUCUUCAUUGAUGGUGCAAAUAACUUACGAGCUUUCCAAGUAGAUAGAGAUUUUAAAACAAAAUGUGAUA